AUGCUCUUUAAGUAUAAUAUAUUUAUUUUAUUAUUAGGAUUAAUUGCGGGUGUUGCGUGUCGAGGUUUAAAGCCACAUCAAAUAUGCAGGCAGCUGUUCCUUAGUCGACGAGUUGUGACUGAAUCGGCAGAGUUCGAUGGUGGUGUACUGGUUGAUGAAAAUGGAGUUAUUGAAAGUAUUUUAACUCGAGACUCUGUUGAUGCUUUGCUUCAAAGUGGAGAUAGAACGAUAAAGGUGUUCGAUGGAGGGCAUUUAGCUUUGAUGGCUGGCGCUGUGGAUUCUCAUGUUCACGUGAAUGAACCAGGUCGGACGUCUUGGGAAGGUUUCGUUACUGCAACACAGGCAGCUGCUGUAGGCGGUUUUACCACUCUUCUGGAUAUGCCUUUGAACUCAAUACCUCCUACAACAACGCUAGAAAACCUCAGAAUCAAAGCAAAAGCUGCAAGGGAAGAAGUAUUUGUGGAUGUUGGCUUUUGGGGUGGUGCUAUUCCAAACAACGAAGAUGAGUACCCAAGCAUGAUAGAAGCCGGGGUCGUAGGGUUUAAAGGAUUUCUUAUAGAUAGUGGAGUUCCUGAAUUUCCUAACCUCAAGGUUGACGAUUUAGAAAAAGUAUUUGCUGCGUUUAAUGGGACCCAGACUGUUUUGGCCUUCCAUUCAGAGUUAAACGACUCAAAUAUAAGAAAUGAUUGUGAUGGCAGCGCCUUUUGUACAGAACCCUAUCUUUACGACACAUACCUCGCAACACGACCAGCCCAAAUGGAGCUUGAUGCCGUUUCCUUAAUCGCUAAAUAUAUUGGAGAGUAUGAUGUUCACGUUCACGUAGUCCACGUAUCAGCGGAAGGUGUCGUUCCAAUACUGGAGGAGGCCCGUAAACAAAGAAUUGCAAGUGGUAACAAACGUUGGCGAGGAGGUGUUACGGCGGAAACCUGCCACCAUUACCUUACCCUUGCUUCAGAACAGAUUCCACCAGGUCAUACUGAGUACAAAUGUUCCCCACCCAUCCGGAAUCAAGCCAACAAGGAAAAACUAUGGCAAUACAUCAAAGAUCACAGAUUAGAUCUGGUUGCAUCUGAUCAUUCACCAUCUGUGCGUGAAUUAAAAGGCACCAACUUUUUAACCGCGUGGGGAGGAGUAUCAUCAGUACAAUUUGGUGUUUCUUUAUUCUGGACGGAGGCGAAGGCACGCGGCUAUCCUCUUAGUACUGUGAGUCGGUAUUUGUCAUCAGGCCCUGCAUUGAUGACAGGUCUGCAGAAUAAAGGCAUGCUAAAACCGGGCUACGAUGCCGAUAUGAUUUACUUCGAUCCAGAAGCCUCUUUCGUAGUUACACCAGAAAUUAUUAUGUAUAAAAAUAAAAUCAGUCCCUAUAUGUAUAGAGUACUCCAAGGGAAAGUGAUCCAUACGUUCUUGAGAGGCCGACUCAUUGCUACUGAGGGCGAAUUGUUCAAUGGUCCCCAAGGAGAGUUGUUAAUAAACGAAGAUAUUGUUUUAAAUAAUUAG
Pieris macdunnoughi is the source of this 1497-nucleotide messenger RNA. The record is from the annotation of a GenBank genome assembly. NCBI's taxonomy places the organism in Eukaryota, Metazoa, Arthropoda, Insecta, Lepidoptera, Pieridae.